Molecule: messenger RNA, 1374 nt
Organism: Leptopilina boulardi
Lineage: Eukaryota; Metazoa; Arthropoda; Insecta; Hymenoptera; Figitidae
Exons: 5
Coding region: 317-922 (201 amino acids)
Source: RefSeq, a predicted model, not a curated record
GAAGUACAACAACAUUAGUUUCAUGUGCACACGUCCUCAUAUAUGAUCGAGUUUCACGAUGAGAGAUGCAGUCACAUGAUUCUUGUGCGGUUUAUAGUCAGUUUAAAACCCGUGACUCUGUUGCCUCACUUCUAACUUCAAUAAAUUUAUACGACGUGUUGGUGCAACCUGGACAGCAUCGCGUGUAUAUACUGAUACAUAUACAAACAAAACAUCCUAUAUUGCCUCUAGAAUUUAGUUUUGCUUUGAAACCAUCCACUUCGAUUCGCAGCAGUCACAUAUAUGUGAUCCAAUUUUCCCCACGGGACUUCAGUUUAUGGACACGCAUCUAAGGCUAAUAUCACUUAUUUUGACAUUGACAGCCAUUGAAGCAGCUUCACUUGCCAGUGUUCAUUUAAAAUUUGUCUCACCUCCUCACACAUUCGAACAUGGAUAUGUAACAGAUGGAGGAACUACGUUAAUGCAAAAGUCAUUUCUUUCUAUUGGGCGAAGAAGUCCACGAAAAUUCGGCGAUCGAAUUCAAACGAAUGGAAUACAUAGCAAUCGACUUUAUGUAGAAGAACGUCCUAAUAAUAUAAAACCCGGAAGUGCUGAAUUUUUAUGGCCACAAGGAGUUUUUCAACCGCCAACAAAUAUAAAUGAUCUCGGAUAUAGUUCACAAGAAUCCGGACAAAGAACACCAGAUUUUUCAGAUGGAACUCAAUAUCCGGAUCCUUAUCUUUUAACUGGCGAACAAGCGAAACGAGCAGUAAUGUUUCUUUAUGGACGUGGAGAACUUUUUUUGACUGAUUAUCCACAUACGAGAGCACUAUUAAGAAAUCAAGAAGACAGAAUACGAAAUGGUUUAUCGACAAAUAUAUUAAGUAGUAUUAGGCCGCAAUCACCUUUUUAUAAAAAAAUGUCACACAAUAUUAAUUACUAAAGCAUUUAAAAUUGUAUUGUUACUUUCCUGUCACAAAUGCGAAUUUUCUUUUUAUGAAAAAUUAAUACGAAUUGAAAAAGAAGAGAAAAAUGAUAUAAAAUUCGAAAAUAUUUUUCAUAUUUCAUAUUUUCAAAUUAAAUAUUUAGUUGAAGUAACUACUACUGGUAAUAUAGAUUUCUUCAUGAAAAUAUUCGAUUUUUGUUUAAAUAUUGAAGUUGAUAAUGCAGUUUUCUUUUAAUAGUUUCCUUCAAUAAAGUUGAUGAAAACUCCAUCAGAAUGCGCAUUAUAUUUUAAUAUUUGAACACACCAGAAAGAUAUGAUACUCUGAAUUAGUAAAAAAAAAUUUAAUUGUAAUUGGCGUUUUUUCAUUGUAAUUAAUAGCAGUAUUUAAUUAAUUCGUACUAAAAGCUCUGAUUCAAAUUUAAAAUUUAUUAAUUCAGAUUGCUUUUAAU